Messenger RNA from Labeo rohita (rohu), 7443 nucleotides. Its product is annotated as interferon-induced very large GTPase 1. The transcript has 7 exons. The record is from RefSeq and is a predicted model, not a curated record. The coding region runs from base 207 to 6365 and encodes 2052 amino acids. Gene Ontology annotation, molecular function: GTP binding. Lineage: Eukaryota; Metazoa; Chordata; Actinopteri; Cypriniformes; Cyprinidae.
UCUGGCCAACAGCGUAAAAUUCACCUAAGGGCAGAAUGUAGCACUGCUCAUCAGAAUGUGCUUCUCAUUCUUUUUUCUGUAAAACCAACCAGUUUGGCAAUGCAGGGGUCCACUGGACAAUGAGCAGUGAAACAAAGCCCCAAGGAGGCUCUGAUGUUAGAUGUGAAUGCUGAACAAAGACUCUGAUAACAGCAGUGGACGACACAAUGGCCACCAGGAAAGGCAGAUCUGUUACGACUUUUCAAAGAGGAAGCCAAAGCAAUGAGAGACCUCUCAUUAUGAGUGAUCUGAGGAUUGUUCUGCUGGGGAAGAAUGCCCAAGAAAACUGCAGAGUUGGAAACAUCAUAUUUGGUGAAGCAGUGUUUGAGAGUGAAGCUCCUCCAGAUCAAGUGCAGAGAAAAAGAAGAAUGCACAAGACAGUCAUCAACGUUCCUCACCUGCUCCAGCCACAUCUCUCAGAUCAUCAGAUCACACAGACAAUGAGAGAGUGUGUGUAUCUGUCUGAUCCAGGACCUCAUUUGAUCAUUCUGGUUCUCAAACAUGAUCAGUGCUCCAGGGAAGAUCAACAGCAUGUGGAGAAGGUGCUCAACUAUUUUUCUGACAGGGUUUAUGAACAUACCAUGGUGCUCACAACACAAGAGUCAGAAAACGCUGAGCCAGACUAUGACAACAAUGCUGUUAUAAAGGAAAUUAUUAAAAAAUGUUUUAACAGACAUUACCAACUUAAAAAAAGCAGCUCUUCUACUGAUUUUAUAGAGAGAAUAAAACACUUUGCACAAAUGAACAAUAGACGCUAUUUGGUUUGUGAUGAAUUUGAAAGUUCAAAGAGUUCCAUCAAGCAACAACCCAGACAAAGCGGUCCUGCAGAGUCACCACUGACUAUUGUAGUAUUUGGAGACUCUGCAUCAGUCCAGUAUGAACCUGAAAACAUUCUACUUGGAGAAGAUGAGCCUGGUUUUAAAACUGUAGAAAUAUCCAGGAGUUCUGUACUGAGUGAGAUAGGAAAACGGCAAGUCUCAGUGAUCAACAUGACUGGCUUACAUGAGGCUGAACUUUACCUGGACUGUGUAGAUCAUCUGAUUAAUCGACUAUUGAAUGAAAAUGAAAUCCAUGCUUUUAUCUUCGUCAUGGGACUGGGUCAGUUAACAGAUGCUGAUAAGAUGGGUCUUGAAUGGCUUCAGAGAGUGUUUGGUGACAAAGUUCUUCAGUUUGUGAUCAUUCUCUUCACUUAUGAGAGACAAGAAGAGUGUGACACUGUUUUAGAUGAUCUAAUGAAAACCCCUGAUCUGGACCAACUGCUGAAGAAAUAUGGAGGAAGAUAUCAGACCUGCAACAAGACGAUGAACAACCGGUCAGAGAUGAGAGACCUGAUUAAGAAGAUUGAACAUCUGUUUAGUGAAAACAAACAGCAGUGCUACACUGCAGACGUUUACAGCACAGCAAUGAGGCAAUACAUUUUCCAAAAGAAUAAAGGUGAAAGUGAUAAAACCACAAUCAAGAAAGAGACCACAGCACUCACCACUACACGAAUGGCCAAGGGGACACACAAGGGAUUGAUUUCAGAAGAAGAAAUACGAUCUGAACAAUACAAAGGAAAAGAAAUUAUCAAAAGAUCAAAGCAUAUAUUUGAUAGACUUCAUCCUAAAGGCAGGCAUUGUAAACUGACAGCUGCAGAUGCCCUUCUGAUAACAGCACAGUCAUUACAGUUCCAUGAGUCUUGUGCUGAGAAGGAACUGGUUCAGAUUUUCCUACAAAAAAUAUUGAUGAUGAACUACAGAGCAAGAUACAUCAGAACUAAAGAAAAUAAUGAGAAAGAUCACACACAACAAAAAGACAAUCCCUCAAAUGAAGAUGAAUGUGAUAUUUUCAAAGCAAUGUCUUUGUCUAACAAAGGAACAAGUCAGUCUGAACGGAUUGACCCAAUGGAUGUUCAGAUGGCUGCGUUUCAUUGUGCUGAUGGUUUCUUGAAACAGCUGAUGGUGACUAAACUGUCCCAGUGUCAGUACGCUCUGCCUCUGCUUGUUCCUGAUCCAUUCACACAAAAGAUUGAGUUUCCUUUCUGGACAUUCAGACAAAUCAACAAGAGCUGGAAGAUGAAAAACACCAAUAAUGAAGUCAUCAGUCAAACCCAGCCGAUCUACAAGGCAAAAACUCAAAUGGUGUUUUUCUUCAGGUUUAGCUCUGUCUCUUCAUCCAAGUCUCAGAUGGUGAACAGUCUCAUCAAUGAGAAACACAACACGUUCUUCCACAGGAACUGCCCAGGCAGCAGCAGAACAAGAGUCCUGAUGGAUGGAGUGGUGGAGAUCGCCUGGUUCUGCCCUUCUGGAACAUAUAAUGAUAAAUUCACUGACUGUGUUGCUUUCUGUAAUCUACACGGUGAUGCAGGAGACCAUGGGAAACAGCUGCAGAUCCUCACUGAAAUGGCCUCAGUCAAUGUUGUACUCUUACCACUACUGGACAGGAAUGACAAACAUGCAGCAAAGAUCCAAAACCUGUUUAGCAACGAUAAACCAUUAAUUUGCAUUUUUACUGAGGAGGAAUCAACUUUAAUUCAGAUAAAAAAAUGGAAAUUCAAAAUUGGUCUAAAAAACAGAAAUCAGGCAGAUGUAUCUGAAGAACUCAGAAGAGCUAUAAAUGAUUGUCUCUCACAAUCAUCUUCCACUUUCAGACUUGAAGAUGUGUCCAAACACUCAGAUAUCAGAGUAGAUGAGGAAGAUGAUGAUGACUGCAGGAGAGGAAGAGAAGCAGCACAGCAGAUGAUGAGUUUACUGAAAAGGAAAGAUCUGACAGAAGUCAAAGAAUCAUUUCUGCCUCAUCAGGGGAAACUGUGGCAUCGGUGGAGUGAGAAAAACAAAGAACUACAUCGACCUCGAGCAGAUGAGACACAAAUGGACAUCAGUAGAAAACACACAGAAAUGAAAAAAAUUCGUCAACAGCAGCAUGAAUCUGAGAUCAGUGAAUUUAUGAAGUUCUAUAUUAAAGAAAUAAACUCGGAUGCUCCAAAUAAAAUGUUUUUUCUUAAGUGGCUCAGAAUCCUUCUGGAUGAAUAUAUCUCAGCUGACCUUUAUGCUCUACGCCACAAGUAUGAUGAAAAGUGGUCAACAGUUUUGAAACUGAAAGAGAAUCAUGAUAAAACUGUACAACUCAAAGCUGAACAGGCAGAACUUGAGAGAAUAUCUGAGGAAAUUCAAGCGACAGCAUUUGGUUUAGAGCACAUCAUGAGGGAGAUCGGUCAGAUCUAUGAAUCAUGUUCAUCUGUGAGGAAUAUUAAGAAAGACAUGCAGUUUCACUUCUUUUUUCUCCCAAGUUUUGCAGCAGAGAUGAUGAUCUCUGGAUUUCCACUGGAGCUGAUGGAUGGAGAUGCUGCUCAUGUUCCUGUGAUCUGGAUCUCUGCUGUUCUAGAUGAACUCAUCCAGAAACUUGGAGACCAGAGAGUCUUUGUGCUGUCAGUUUUAGGGAUUCAGAGCUCUGGGAAAUCCACCAUGCUGAAUGCCAUGUUUGGACUCCAGUUUGCUGUCAGUGCUGGCAGGUGCACCAGAGGAGCUUUCAUGCAGCUGGUCAAAGUGUCAGAAGAGAUGAAAACACAUCUGAACUUUGACUAUAUUCUGGUCGUUGAUACUGAGGGUCUUCGUGCUCUAGAACUGGCUGGGAGCUCAACAAUUCAUCAUGACAAUGAAUUGGCCACAUUUGCUGUAGGUCUUGGAAAUCUGACCUUGAUCAAUAUUUUUGGAGAAAACCCAACUGAGAUGCAAGACAUUCUUCAGAUUGUUGUUCAGGCCUUCAUGAGGAUGAAGAAGGUCAGACUGAAUCCCAGCUGUGUGUUUGUGCACCAGAAUGUUUCAGACAUCACAGCUGGAGAAAAAAACAUGGAGGGAAGGAGACGACUGCAGGGGACACUGGAUGAGAUGACAAAACUCGCUGCUAAAGAUGAAGUUUAUGUUGCAGAAAUUUUCAGCGAUGUCAUUAGAUUUGAUUAUAAGAAAGAUGUUAAGUAUUUUGCUCAGCUCUGGGAGGGCAGCCCACCAAUGGCACCACCAAACCCAAAGUACUGUGAGAAUAUUCAGCAAUUAAAUGAAACGAUUAUGUCUCAAGCUUCAAAGUCACAUGGAAUGACCCUGACACACUUAAAUGACCGUAUUAAAGAUCUCUGGGAGGCUUUACUGAAUGAAAGAUUUGUCUUUAGCUUCAGAAAUUCCCUGGAGAUUUCAGCCUACAGGAAACUGGAGACGGAAUACAGUAAGUGGUCCUGGAGGCUUCGCAGUGCUAUGAUGGAAACUGAGAACAAACUACACAACCAAUUAGAAAAUGAAGCAAUUCAUGAGGUUGAUGAAAAUGAUCUUCACAGAGAACUGAAGGAGACAAGUGAAAAAGUGAAAAAAUCAAUGUCUGAAUUCUUUGAGAAAGACACAGAUAAAGAUAUACUGAUUCAGUGGAAAACAUCAUUUGAAAUCAAAAUCAAAGAGCUUCAGGAAAACAUUGUGAGGGAAACAAAUAAGAAAUUAAAUGAGAUUGUCCUACAGAAAAAUCAGAAGAAAAAGAUUGCUGCUGAGAGGACAAAUCAUGAAAACAAUUACUAUGAAAAGAGCAAAGAACUUGCCCUAAAUCUCAAAGACAAUCUCAAAACAAAUGAUGAAGAAACACUAAAAAGUCAGUUUAGUUUGUUUUGGAAUAAGUGGAUGAAUGAUAUCUCCAGAACCACUCCUCCAAUCAGAGACAUUGACAUAAUUAAAGAUGUAAAAGAGAUCCUAUGUGGCACCUAUGAAGGGGUUCCUGUAGACCACUGGGGGGAUAUUUUCUCUGUGCCCACUUAUUCUGAUUAUGUACAGUUAAAGAGAUUUUCUGGAUUUAAGGGAGCUUUAACCAAUGUCUACAAAUUAACUACAGAGAGAUCUGGUAACAUUCUGUCUGAACAGGAUGAAACACAGAUACAAGCAUUUGUCACAGAUGUUGUUCAGGAGACAUACAAACUAAUUAAAUCCUUUAACAUUUCAAAGAUGGGCUACAACAAAAACUGCAUCAAACAAAUCACAGGUUACAUCAAGAAAAAAGUAACAGAACAUCAGGAAGGACCAGUGAAAUAUGUGUUUAAGAAUAAAUUCAUCAUAUAUUUAGUCCUUUCCAUCUGUAAGAAUGCACAAAAGAUGAUCACUGACCAGCACACACUGUUUAGAGAAGCCAAUGAUCCUAUGAGAUCUGUUGAGAAGAAGAGAAAAGAGUACUAUAGUAUUUUCCAGAAAUACUGUCAUGGAGCAACAUCAGCUGCCAUUUUUGGUGAGAUCAUCUGUCAGAAACUGAAAAAGCACAUUGAGCAGAGUGUCUACAAGAAGACUGCCAGAGAUCUGGCAGAUGAAAUGAGAUCAAACUGUGAAUCACUGAAUGGAAACAGGUUAAAAUUGGAAAAACACAUCCUGAAGACACUGGCAGAAGAGGAGGAUUUUGACAAAUACAUAGACUACAUUAAUAAUCCCAGAGAUCACUUCAAGAGUUUCAUCAGAGAUGAAGUCAGUCGGUACAUCACCGGUAAGUUCAGAGUCAGUGUUUUACCCAAGAUGAGGGUGAACAUUAAACUCCUGCAGCAGAAGAUCAUGAAAGCAGCACAUGAAUCUACUGAAUAUGUUCAAGUGAACAGUGGAGAUGUUGGUUUGUGGUUGAAGAGUUUCACACAGCAGCUCUCAGAUGUGUUGAUCUUCUCUGUAAAAGACCUCAGUGGAGUGAAACACGAUGGUGUUAAUGUGAAACUUAUAGAAGAUGUAAUAAGAAAGGAGCUCCCUGCAAUUAUUUCUGAUAUAAGUGGUCAUUUCAAUGACUUUCUGUGGAAGCUGGACUAUAAGGACAGGCCAGAUGAGCUUCUAAUUGAUCACUUCUGUCAGUGCUGUUGGGUUCAGUGUCCGUUCUGUAAAGCCACCUGCAUCAACACCAUAGAAGACCAUCCUGGAGAUCACAGUGUACCUUUACAUCGCAUGAAUGGACUCAACAGCUUCUAUCAUAAAGGAACACAGAAUUUUUGUACAGAGUUUUGCUCAACUGUAGUGACAAGUGGUAAAUCUUUUAAAUCAUCAGGUCAGUGGUUUCCAUUUAAAAACUACAGAAAAGCAGGAGGAGUUUAUGCAGACUGGAGCAUCACCCCUGAUCUUUCUGAGCUGCCCUACUGGAAAUGGUUUGUGUGCCGAUUUCAGAGUGAUCUGGAAAAGCAUUAUGAUAAAUUAUUUCAGGGGAAAGGUGCAAUCCCAGAAAACUGGAGACAAUACACAAAAGAGGACGCAAUUGAAAGUGUAGGUGGAUACAACUCUCUUAGACAAACUCUCUCAAUGAAAACUCCUAGAGCAGGGCUUCAGACUGAACCACUUUUUACAUUUUUUGUUUAACUAAAAUCUGUUAUACUGCCUAACACAUACCAUCAUUUUAUUGAAAACGUAGUAUUUAAAUUUCAGUGUUUGCUUUUUUAAGUGAGUUUGAAUCCCUGUACAGGAUUCCAAAUGGUAUAGUAUAAUAUUUAAAAAAAAGAUUUCAAGUGACAAUGAAAACACUGAGGUUUAUUGUAGUGGAACUGUGACAAAAGAAGUAUGGGCUCUGACAUGUACCUAAGUAAAAAGUACCCAUUACUACUUCCUGUUUUAGUGUCACGCUGGUAAUUGGACCUCACAUCAUAUUGACAUAUUAAUGCAAAAUAACUUACAUUAAAAAUUUGUUAGCUAAUGAAUGUAUCAAAGCUAAACAACCACCAUGUAGAACAGGGCCGGACUGGACAAAAUUUCAGUCCGGGAUAUUUCACACUCAUCCAGGCCAUCACAUACACCCACAACAAAUUCUGAAACCAUAGACAACACUAUUUUUUUGUAUGGCCAUCACAUUUAAAUAAAUGUUUAAAACCUUAAACCAUGCAAAAUAAGAAAAAGGCUCUCUCUUGAACUGCACCUUCUUUUCCAUUUUCCUUUUCAGUCUCUUAAUUUUCAUUUGAUAUACCUCUGUAUCUCACUUUGUGUGUGUUUGCUUUUUUCACAUAUGUUCUUGUACCGGUCACUUUUCCCUUUAGCCAUUUACUGUUAUAAGCACACUUGUCUCCACCUUGUUGCAAAACAACCACCUUAUUAUAUUCUAUUUGCAGUAACAAUUUUAAGUUCAAUUUAAAGUAUCACAUUAUGACCAUGUUUUGUUGUUUUAUCUUACUUAAAUUACUUAAAUACUAAAGAUUAAAAAAAAACUAUAUUUUCUAAAUAGCCUAUAAAUGUCACAAUUAGUACAAUAAUGAUUACAUCAUGACAAUAUCUUUACAGAAAGAAUCCUAAUACUGAACAUGUUAUUGCAUUAUCAUGAGCCAUAUUUUUCACUUAUCAAAAUUAGCCAUGGUUUAUUACAGUAAAAGUAUAGUAACCAUGUUUUUUUUUUUUUUUUGGCAGAUUGAUUACAAUCUGUUUUAAUUUACAACCAUAGUUUUACUACACA